AUGACCGAGGGAGAAGUUGAAACCGACGAAGAUGGCGAAAGUGAGCUUCCUGAUCUCCCAAACGUCGAAGAAGGCUUUCCGACCAUCCUUGUUCCGAGCGGAUCAGCGGUCAUUAAAUUCAACUCGAACGGAGACCACGAACAAAAAGGAUUUGAACUCGGUAUCCGUGAGAUAACAAAAGCUGAUCUGAUCGAAAAACAUGCUGAACCACUUUUUGAUAGUCUACCAGACAAUCGCUUCGGAACAAGAUAUUAUUACCGAUUGACAAGAUCAUUCGUCCAAAUGAACAGGUCUUUUACUGGCAAAAAGUGUUUCAAAGAAAACGGAUUUGGCGAAGAAGCUCUCGAUAUCAACGCUUUCGACGAGAACGACAUGUGCAAACUCAACAGGCAACUCUACGCAGCCAUAAACAGCUUCGCAAAGAACUUCGCCUGCAAGGGCCGAGGCAAGUCUGGAGCGGAGAUGAGCGCUGAGCUAAACAUAUUUUUAAACCUUGAGAGAAAUCAAACGGGGCCUUUCGGCACGGGAAGCAAGGAACCUAGCCUGUCGUCGUCGGCGUUUUCUUCCGAUGAGAGUGGACUAGGAAUUUCUUCUGAGUCUCAAUCAGAAGACUCCUCUUCCGAAGAGCAAAUGGAGAAUCCGCCAAGUUAUGCAAGUAUUACCUCCAAUCCUCGCCUUGAAGAGGAUCUGACCCGGAUUUCUGACGACAUUGGAACGGGAAAAGAACAAUUUAUUCGAACAUUUUUAUUCGAAAAUAUUGUUCAAUUCCCGAAAAAAGACAGUAUUCUCGCAUCAUACGACCAAAAUAACCUCGCAGUCCAAGUUCACACAACCUUCCAAGCAGUAAGGCGUCAACGACCUGCUCGGGAGGUCCGCACGGAAAAGAUCAACUUCUGUCAUUCUCAUGUUCACCCAGGAGUUGCCAUCUAUCGCCAGGAAUUUUCACGGACGCCGUCGCCGACGGAUGAUUUUACAGACAGUAUUCACCCCAUGCUCUUUUUCGACAACACAAGACGUCUUCUUCAACGAAGACGAGGCGCUUUUGAAAACAGCUUCGAGGAGGAUCUCGAGCUGGGGGAUUUCUCACCUGAUGAGAUGGAUGAGGGCGACUUUGCGUUCGACAUCGUUGAUGAUUUGUUGAAGUCGUCCUCAUCGUCGGAGGAGGAAGAGGAGGAUAGUGAAGGCUCGCUUUCGGACUCAGAGGAAGAUGAUACUCUCUGCGGAGCAGACGAGCUCAAGUCCGAAUCAAUCGAUCCUGAACCCAUCAGGCAAGAAAAGAGAACCCAACUUGUCCUUACUCUUUUUUUCAAGGGAGGAUCAACUCACUACUAG
Messenger RNA from Oikopleura dioica, 1332 nucleotides. The record is from the annotation of a GenBank genome assembly. NCBI's taxonomy places the organism in Eukaryota, Metazoa, Chordata, Appendicularia, Copelata, Oikopleuridae.